Molecule: messenger RNA, 3333 nt
Organism: Eimeria mitis
Lineage: Eukaryota; Apicomplexa; Conoidasida; Eucoccidiorida; Eimeriidae
Product: Dynein heavy chain, related
Exons: 12
Coding region: 1-3333 (1110 amino acids)
Biological process (GO): microtubule-based movement
Cellular component (GO): dynein complex
Molecular function (GO): dynein light intermediate chain binding; dynein intermediate chain binding; minus-end-directed microtubule motor activity
Source: RefSeq, a predicted model, not a curated record
AUGGCCGAUGAGGCGAAGGUGUUGUAUCCUUUUGUGAUAACUCUUCAAGAGGUGUUGCGUACUUAUGUAGAGUCUUGUGCGCGUGUUGAGGAGCCUCUUUCUGCAUCUGGUUCUGCAGCAGCAGCAGAUGGAGGCGCAGAGGAAGCAGCUGUUGCUCUACUUGUUGCUUCGUAUCAACGGGAUUCUCAAGGGAAACUGGCAGAGGGUAUGAACCUCUGCUGGGAUUCCGAUCGCCUGGAAACAUAUGCUGUUGCUCUACUUGUUGCUUCGUAUCAACGGGAUUCUCAAGGGAAACUGGCAGAGGGUAUGAACCUAUGCUGGGAUUCCGAUCGCCUGGAAACAUACGUCAAACGUCUUGCAGAAAUUGUUUAUAUUUUUGAAUCUAAGGCGGAAUUCGCGUUGCAGCAGCAUGAAAAGGCUAUCAGAGAGAUCGACACAAUACAGGAGAAACCAAUCGAUGCUCCUUAUCAAGACAUCCUCGCUGUGCUUCAGAAUGUGCAGAAGAUGAUAGAAGAGCAACAUUUGCAGAAUUAUUCAAAUAUACGCGACUGGACGAAAGUAUUGGAGAACAGAGUAGAAACUAUAUUAACUCAACGCCUCAUUAAACUCGUAGAAGAGUGGACUGUACAAUUUGAAGACUGGCCAAACAAAGGAACUGCUCUCAUACAAAACGGACUCGUAUUAGAAAUUCAAGUGAGAAAUCAAGUGCUGCGAGUACACCCACCAGUAGAGGCUGCGCGUCAACUGUGGAUGGGCAGCCUGCACCGGGUGGUGGCUUCUGUGUGUUUAUUGCCUCGUUUUAAUUCACGAAACAGCUCUCGGGCUCUGAAAUUUGGUGGAGAUCCAACAGCUUGUGACUACGAGGAUUCUGAUGAGGAGAAUAUAGAACAUGAAGAUCCAAUAAAGCCGCAGACCCGGGGCACCUACAGAGCCAUUGCCUCUCGUAUCCCUGCAGAUGUGUUGAAUAGGGCUCAUGCAGCCAUCGAUAGGGUGAUGGAGAAGGUGGAGGAUUACGUGGCGAAUUGGAUGCACUAUCAAGUGUUAUGGGAUGUAGAUGUCAGUGAAGUGCUUGGAAAGCUAGGAGAUGACAUUGAGACAUGGCAGCAGUUAUUGAAUGAAAUUAAACAAGCAAGAAGUCCUUUUGAUGCUAGCGAGGCUCGUAUUAUGUUUGGCCCCACGAUCAUAGAUCAUCAUCAAGUACAGGCGAAGUUGAAUACACGAUACGAUGCGUGGCAUAGGGAUAUCCUGCAUGCCUUUGCUCAGAAAGUUUCUGCAAAUGCUAGCUCCGUCUUUACCUCUCUGCAUGCAAUGGUAGUUGACUUAGAGGAACAGGGUCAAACUGCAGAUCCAACAGAUACUACUAUGAAUGCUGCAACAUUCCUCUCUAUGUCUGAGGCCCAGAUGUCAGCUCUCAUCAGUAGCCAAGGGCUUAUAAGUGAUGAACUCAUCUCCAACAUUGUAUCAAAUCUCACUAAGUUUUACAUCCUCGCUGUCCGGGUGAUGGAGAAGGUGGAGGAUUAUGUGGCGAAUUGGAUGCACUAUCAAGUGUUAUGGGAUGUAGAUGUCAGUGAAGUGCUUGGAAAGCUAGGAGAUGACAUUGAGACAUGGCAGCAGUUAUUGAAUGAAAUUAAACAAGCAAGAAGUCCUUUUGAUGCUAGCGAGGCUCGUAUUAUGUUUGGCCCCACGAUCAUAGAUCAUCAUCAAGUACAGGCGAAGUUGAAUACACGAUACGAUGCGUGGCAUAGGGAUAUCCUGCAUGCCUUUGCUCAGAAAGUUUCUGCAAAUGCUAGCUCCGUCUUUACCUCUCUGCAUGCAAUGGUAGUUGACUUAGAGGAACAGGGUCAAACUGCAGAUCCAACAGAUACUACUAUGAAUGCUGCAACAUUCCUCUCUAUGUCUGAGGCCCAGAUGUCAGCACUUAUCAGUAGCCAAGGGCUUAUAAGUGAUGAACUCAUCUCUAACAUUGUAUCAAAUCUCACUAAGUUUCUAUUAAAGCUGCAGGAGGCAAGCAAGCUUGAGCCUAAGUGGAGCUCUACCAUCGAUACCCUCAGGGCCAGCGAGAGGUUACUGGAGAGGCAGCGAUUCACCUUUCCCAGUGAUUGGCUCUGGACAGACAGAAUUGAGGGGGAAAUGGAGCCAACAGAUACUACUAUGAAUGCUGCAACAUUCCUCUCUAUGUCUGAGGCCCAGAUGUCAGCUCUCAUAAGUAGCCAAGGGCUUAUAAGUGAUGAACUCAUCUCCAACAUUGUAUCAAAUCUCACUAAGUUUCUAUUAAAGCUGCAGGAGGCAAGCAAACUUGAGCCUAAGUGGAGCUCUACCAUCGAUACCCUCAGGGCCAGUGAGAGGUUACUGGAGAGGCAGCGAUUCACCUUUCCCAGUGAUUGGCUCUGGACAGACAGAAUUGAGGGAGAAAUGGAAGUGUUUUCUCAGCUGUUGAGACACCAGGGAAUGAUGGUAGAACAAGUCCGUGAAAAUCUUAUAACAUUAGUUACUCAGUUCGCUGCAUCUCUACAGGAGAAGUUGCAACAGCUAUAUUCCGAUUGGAUGCUGCAAAGGCCUGUGCGUGAUGAUAUUGCUCCGGGUCAUGCAAUGAAUAUUUUAAGAAAAUAUGAACAACAACUAGAAAAAAUAACAUCUGAUUAUGAAUGUGGAGAGAAAGCAAAGGCAGUCCUAGGUGUAGAAGAGUCUACAUUCGGGCCGGGAGGGGAAUCCUUCUCCCCCUCAGCACUCGCAGAAGAAAUCGCCGAUAUGAAAGGGAGUAGGAUGCACAGUGAGACUGGAUAUUCUUUACUCCUUUGCCGAAAAUCCCUCACCGAUAUGACCAUAGGAAAUCUAUGGGAUGCUGAUCUGGCUGCGAGCGAAGGGGACAUCCGCGACGUAUUGGUUCAGGCUCAGGGAGAGUCUGCAUUGGAGGAGUUUUUGAGACAGGUGAAAGACUCAUGGAGAGAAAGAGAAUUCGUGACAGUACCAUGCGGGGGCAAAUGCAAAGUAAUCAAAGGCUGGGAGGAGCUGUUUCAGAUUAUAGACGAUCAGCUCGCUUCUAUACAAUCCAUGAAGAUGUCUCCCUUCUUUAAGAUAUUUGAAGAGGAAGCACUGGCAUGGGACGAGAAGCUGAACCGGCUGCGUAUCCUUUUGGAUAGUUGGGUGGAGGUGCAGCGAAAGUGGUUAUAUCUUGAGGGGGUAUUCUCGGGUUCACAGGAUAUUCAGAUGCUGCUGCCUGCAGAGCAUCAACGCUUUAGAGGGAUCGAUGCUGAAUUCAAAAGCAUCAUGAAGAAAGCUGACACAACCAAAGUUGUCCUCGAGGUAUAUAAAUGUUCUGUUGCAGCUAUAUAA